GACUAUGGCGUCUGUGCUGGGCCGCCCAGGCGUGCUGCGGUUGCUGCUGCGGCUGCGGAUGCUGCUCUCGGCGCUGAAGCCCGGUAUCCUUGUCUCACAGGCCGGACCCACGGCCGCGUUCGGCACCUCUAUAACCUGCGCCAAAGUGGCUGUGAAUGGCGUUCAUCUGCAUUAUCAGCAGACUGGAGAGGGAGAUCACGCAGUCCUGCUACUUCCUGGGAUGUUGGGAAGUGGAGAGACUGAUUUUGGACCUCAGCUCAAAAACCUCAAUAAGAAGCUCUUUACAGUGGUCGCCUGGGAUCCUCGAGGCUAUGGACAUUCCAAGCCUCCAGAUCGCGAUUUCCCAGUAGACUUUUUUGAAAGGGAUGCAAAAGAUGCUGUUGAUUUGAUGAAGGCGUUGAAGUUUAAGAAGGUUUCUCUGCUGGGGUGGAGUGAUGGGGGCAUAACCGCACUCAUUGCUGCUGCAAAAUAUCCAUCUUACAUCCACAAGAUGGUGAUCUGGGGCGCCAACGCCUACGUCACUGAUGAAGACAGCAUGAUUUACGAGGGCAUCCGAGAUGUUUCUAAAUGGAGUGAGAGAACAAGAAAGCCUCUAGAAGCCCUCUAUGGGUAUGACUACUUUGCCAGAACCUGUGAAAAGUGGGUGGAUGGCAUAAGCCAGUUUAAACUUCUCCCAGAUGGUAACAUCUGCCGGCACCUGCUGCCCCAGGUCCAGUGCCCCACCUUGAUUGUGCAUGGCGAGAAGGAUCCUCUGGUCCCGAGGUUUCAUGCUGACUUCAUUCAUGAACACGUGAAAGGCUCACGGCUGCAUUGGAUGCCAGAAGGCAAACACAACCUGCAUUUGCGUUUUGCAGAUGAAUUCAACAAGUUAGCAGAAGACUUCCUACAAUGAGAAUGCACACUUGAGUCUUGGUGGUUCCUCAGUGUGGGGUGUGAUCGUGUUGCUCCCUGUUACCAUGAUGCCUUUGAAACUCUCUACCUGAGCUUUCUACCCCUCCCUUCAGUCUUAUCCUGACCAAAUGAGAAUAAUGAUAUGUUGAAAACAGCCUCUGGCUUCAGGUGGUGGCUCACGGCUACAAUCUCAGCACUUUGGGAGGCUGGGGUGGGAGGAGCAUUGCUUGAGUCCAGGAGUUCAAGACCAGCUUGUACCACAUAGGGAGACUCUGGCUCUACAAAAAAAAAAUUUUUUUUAAUUAGCUAGGCAAAGUGGGACACAACUGUGGUCCCAGCUGCUCAGGAAGCUGAGGUGGAAGGAUCACUUGAGCCCACUUCAAAGGUACAGUGAGCUGUGACUGCAUCACUGCAUUACAGCCUGGGCAAGAGUAAGACUUUGUCUUUAAAAAAAA
This is a messenger RNA of Cebus imitator (Panamanian white-faced capuchin), 1346 nucleotides long. RefSeq names its product valacyclovir hydrolase-like. The record is from RefSeq and is a predicted model, not a curated record. The transcript has a single exon. NCBI's taxonomy places the organism in Eukaryota, Metazoa, Chordata, Mammalia, Primates, Cebidae. Bases 5 to 892 code for a protein of 295 amino acids.